Molecule: messenger RNA, 1128 nt
Organism: Drosophila gunungcola (fruit fly)
Lineage: Eukaryota; Metazoa; Arthropoda; Insecta; Diptera; Drosophilidae
Exons: 2
Coding region: 1-1128 (375 amino acids)
Biological process (GO): DNA integration
Molecular function (GO): nucleic acid binding
Source: RefSeq, a predicted model, not a curated record
AUGGCCUACAAUUUCGAUAUCCAGUAUCGAUCCACAUCUGCUCAUGGUAACGCAGAUGCUCUUUCACGCCUUCCAGUGGGUACAGAUCCAGACUUCGACAAAGAAGAGGAAGCUUGCCUCACUGUAGUCGAAGUGUCACCACCGAUAAAUUCCGAGCUCAUUCGCAACCACAUGGACAAAGACAAAGUUCUCAAGCAGGUCCUGCAGAACGUAUCUGUGGGAUGGCCAGAAAAACUCCAGCCAUGCAACGAAGCCCUUUUGCCUUACUUUAACCGAAAGUUUGCUCUCACAAUCAACAAACAAUUGCUUUGCUUACACAAAGCAGCAAAUCGUAUUAUAAUUCCAGCCGGUCUACGUGCUCAUAUCUUAAAACUCUUACAUGAAGGACAUUGGGGCAUGGUUCGAAUGAAGCAGUUGGCAAGACAACAUGUUAGGUGGCCUACCAUAGAGGAUGACAUUAGAAGCCUUGCCCAGUCUUGCAGCAUCUGCAAGUGCAACAAUCCUGCACCACCAAGAGAGUACCAAAGUUGGCCAGCAGCAACAACAGCAUGGGAGCGAAUUCAUAUCGACUUCGCCGGUUCAAUCUUUGACGCUAUGUGGCUCAUAUGCGUAGACGCGUACUCACAGUUCCCAUUUGUCAUCCAAAUGUCGUCUACAACAAGCGCCAACACGAUCGCUGCACUGUCUUCCAUUUUCGCCAUCGAAGGAUACCCGAAAACCAUGGUUAGCGACAACGGUCCUCAGCUUACAGCUGACGCCUUCGAAGAAUUCUGCAAACUGCACGGUAUAACGUAUAUUACCACAGCACCGUUUCAUCCAGCAUCUAAAGGAUUAGCAGAGCGAUUUUUACAGUCGUUGAAAUUCGCAGUCAAGAAGAACCUCAAAGACGGAAUCAACCUCAACCUGUCACUGGAGGCACUUUCCAACACACUUCAACCCGGUCGAUAUAUACUCCUCAAUCGCUAUUUCCGAAACACGAGGCUAACUUUUGAAGAGCUAGCCACGGCAGAUGCUGACGAUGCUGUCCUAGCCCCACUCACGCCUGGACCCUUCUUGGUGGGCUACGAACUUCGACCAUUGCCGGAAUUCCCACCAGCCGACGAAUAUCUCGACAAUCUGGAUCGCUGA